Messenger RNA from Gavialis gangeticus (Gharial), 5003 nucleotides. RefSeq names its product dpy-19 like 4 (C. elegans) (gene DPY19L4). Gene Ontology annotation, molecular function: mannosyltransferase activity. Lineage: Eukaryota; Metazoa; Chordata; Crocodylia; Gavialidae. Gene Ontology annotation, cellular component: nuclear inner membrane. The record is from RefSeq and is a predicted model, not a curated record. The coding region runs from base 23 to 2185 and encodes 720 amino acids. The transcript is spliced from 19 exons.
UCGGACAGCGGCGCCGCCGGCCAUGGAGGAAGGAACAGCAGAUUUGCGGCAAAGAAAGAAGCAAAAUUGCUCAGAAACUGAUAAGAUGUCUUCAAAGGAGAGAAAGAAAGAAAACCCAAAUUUAGGAAGAACACCAAAAUAUGUAUUAUUUCAGCGGUUUGCAAAGCUUUUCUUUGGCUGUCUCGCAGCUGUCACUAGUGGGAUGAUGUAUGCUGUGUACCUUUCAACCUAUCAUGAACGGAAAUAUUGGUUUUCCAGCAGGCAGGAACUUGAACGAGAAAUUACUUUUCAGGGUGACAGCGCCAUUUAUUACUCUUUUUAUAAAGACUUGCUAAAGGCUCCAUCCUUUGAAAGAGGUGUUUAUGAUCUGACGCACAACAACAAAACAGUAUCGCUGAAGACUAUUAAUGCAGUGCAGCAAAUGACCUUAUAUCCAGAGUUGAUUGCCAGUGUAUUAUAUCAAGCAUCUGGUAGUGAAGAAGUUAUUGAACCAGUGUAUUUCUACAUUGGUAUAGUUUUUGGACUGCAGGGAAUUUAUGUGACUGCAUUGUUUAUAACCAGUUGGGUUAUGAGUGGGACUUGGCUGGCAGGAAUGCUGACUGUAGCAUGGUUCAUUAUUAACAGGACAGACACAACAAGAAUUGACUAUUCUAUUCCUUCAAGGGAAAAUUGGGCUUUGCCAUAUUUUGCAUGUCAAGUUGCAGCUCUUACAGGCUAUUUAAAAAACAACAUAAACUCUUCUGCUGAGAGUUUUUGCUACCUGUUGGUGAGUGCUGCAACAUACACUUUCAUGAUGAUGUGGGAGUACAGUCACUAUCUUCUGUUUGUCCAGGCUGUGUGCCUCUUCCUGCUGGACAGCCUUACUCUGGUACAGACAGAGAAGGUCCAUGAGGUAUACAAAAUCUAUCUGUUUUCUCUCUUCUUGGGAUAUCUCUUGCAGUUUGAAAAUCCAGCAUUAUUAGUUUCUCCACUCCUAAGCCUUGUAGCAGCUUUAAUGCUCUCUAAAUGCCUAGAGGUGAAUAUGAAAAAGGGCACCUUUAUUUCAAGGCUCCUGAAAAUAAUGCACUUUUACUUAGUAUUUACAAUAACAGUGACACUGAAUUUUUUAUUAAAGAUGUUUGUCCCCCAUAAAGAAAAUGAGCAUUUGUUGAAGUUCCUUGAAGUAAAAUUUGGAUUAAACACAACUAAGAACUUUACAAUGAAUUGGCUCCUUUGUCAAGAAUCCCUUCAGGCACCUUCCCAAGACCUUUUUUUGAGACUGACCCAAUCAUCUGUAUUGCCGUUCUAUAUUUUAGUUUUAAUUAUCUGCCUUUUUUCUGUAACUCAGGUCAUCUUUAAGAGAAUUAGUGGUGAACCACUCAAAGAAACUGUUACCCUGGAGGAUGGCAAAAUCGGAGAGCGGCCAGAGAUAGUUUAUCACAUCAUCCACACACUUUUACUGGGUUCUCUUGCAAUGAUUUUAGAAGGCAUGAAGUACUUCUGGACUCCGUAUGUUUGCAUGCUUGCUGCAUUUGGUGUAUGUUCUCCUGAGCUUUGGAUGACACUUUUCAAGUGGCUUAGACUAAAAGCUGUGCACCCAAUAUUACUGGCUCUUAUUCUGAGUAUGGCAGUCCCCACUAUAAUAGGUUUCAGCUUGUGGAAAGAGUUUUUUCCUAGGAUAAUGACCGAGCUCUCAGAACUGCAAGAAUUUUAUGACCCAGAUACAGUAGAACUUAUGAUGUGGAUAAAAAGACAGGCUCCUGUUGCUGCUGUGUUUGCAGGAAGUCCUCAGUUAAUGGGUGUGAUUAAGUUGUGUACUGGAUGGAUGGUGACAAGUCUGCCUUUAUAUAACGAUGAUGAUCUUCUAAAAAGAAAUGAGAAUAUUUAUCAGAUCUAUUCAAAAAGGUCUGCAGAGGAUAUUUACAAGAUACUCACAUCUUACAAAGCAUCUUACCUGAUUAUAGAAGAUUCAAUUUGCAAUGAGGUGGGGCCUGUGAGAGGAUGUAGAAUUAAAGACUUACUGGACAUUGCUAAUGGUCAUAUGGUUUGCAAUGAAAACGAGAGUUAUACCUACUCAAAGUAUGGACGAUUUUGUCAUGAGAUCAAAAUGAAUCAUUCUCCAUAUGUGAAUUAUUUUACUCGUGUAUACUGGAACAGAUCCUACUUUGUAUAUAGGAUCAACACUGUGAUAUCCUUUCAGUCGUGAAAAGUCAUGGAGACUUCUUUUCAAAGAUUGACGCUGUAUGGAAUUUAAGUAAGAGGUGUUCCUCUUGUACAAAACAUUCUUUGCAGAUAGGAAUGGGAGCGUGCUCACUGUGUUAGUUUACCAAACAGAAAUUCUGUGGACUACAGCUCAACAAGUACAAGCCCCAUCUUAAAGGAAAUGUGAGAACUUGUCAGUUUUGUGGUCUUGACAAAGUGUGACAGUCUUCCGUGUUCUUAUAUUUGUCUUCCCAGUUUUUUCCCCAUUUUUAAAUUAAUGAAAAGUCAUUAAUAUGAAUGUUCAAGAACAAAAUUCUACAGCAGAUAAUUAGAAAUAUCUUACAUGAACCUACUUUGGUAAAUAUAAAAAAAACCUGUUCAGACAUUAAGGAAGUGAUAAAUUUACCAUUAUACUAUGUUGUUUUCUUAGCAUUUGAUAUAAUCAAAGUGUUUGUGAGAGUCCACUAGAAUCCACUCAUUUUCUGCUCCCAUUGAUGUCCUUCCGUAUAUGUUAUUGUGUUCAUCUUGCACAUGUUCACAUUUUGUGUGUAGGUACAGUAUUUGCAUAAGAAAGAAACACUGGUCUUACUUGAGCCAGAUUCUUAAAGAUUUGGGCAUAGGUGUCCGUUCACGUGGAGCUACACUGACUUCAGUGUGUGGACACAGAUGUCUGUCUGGAGCUCGAGUCUUUGGGGUUUGUCCAUAUUAGAUGCUGUAUGCAUGUCAGUGUAUUUACAAACUCGUUUCAUGCAAUUUAGUAGAUAGCUCAUUCUGUUUAAAAUAUUGCCACGUCUUAUUUUUAAUUCCCCAUCAUGGUUAAAGAUCAUUUUAAAAUAUCUGAUACCUAGGUAUUUUAAAAGUAUAUUCAUUCAAAGUCCUCUGGACUUUAGAAGACCAAUCAGGCUAGCAUGGUUAAGGCACAUGAGCUUCCAUAGCCAGCAGUGCACAAGAGUGAUAUGGCAGGCAUGCAUAUCUGACUGCCUCUGACCUCCCAGUCUGAGGUACCCAGUUAUAGCAGCAGCCUACUGCAGCAAGCCUCAAACUUGUGCCUCAGUAACUGUAGUGAGAUGCCUUAACCACUCUGCCACUGUGUCCUUUCAAAUAUAUGGCUGUAAUUAAAACUGAACGAAAGUGUUUUUUAACUUUGCAAAGCUUUCUGCUUUCUUCUAGCUAUUCCUGCUCUAUAUGCCUCUAACGAGGUUUUGUAAUAAAUUUUCUGUGCAUGCAGCUUAUUUUGUUACUAGCUGUACUUGGGUGAUAAUGGAUGUCAGUUUCCUUCCUCCUUGGGGCUUGACUCUAGCCCUGAACAAAAAACACAGCAAAAGAGAAUGGAGGCUUUGCUUCAAAGAAUAGUUAGGCAAAAUUUGGGUUUCCAAUAUCAGGGGAAUUUUUUAUUUUGAAAUUUGGCUUCAGUCUGAAUGGGAUAAAAAAAACUUUUUAAAAAAGUUUCCCAUGAACUGGAAGCUCCCUGAAAAAAUGUAUAUUGUCAGUUUCUGUUUUCAGCAGUAAACUUGUGAAAUGCACUGAGGAGCCUCAAGGAAUGGCCAAAAAGCCCUCUAUUCUAGAACUAAUCUUCCAGCUAGGAAGCCCAUGUUUCUAGAGACAUUGGCUCCAGAUCAGAUCCUGAAAGCGGGCACCCUGGCCCUGGAACCAGGUCUGUCCCAGAGUUGUGAACUCUGGAAGUAUCUGCUCUCUUCCAGGGAGCAGUGCGUAAGAAAUCCAGGCAGGAUUCCAUUGGAACCCUGCCUAGAACUCAGCAAAAAAUGGUAACAUCCAGAAUGAUAUGGAUGACGCAUUUGGGGCUCAACAUCAGCAUUUUCUGAUGUUAUUUUGUUUUAUCAGAACACUUCUGUAAGAACUGCAAAAUCAUUCUGUGUCUACUAGAAAAAUAGAAAUCCAAUAUUUUUAACUUUCUUUGAAGUGAGUUUAUAGUGCAAGAAUGUGGUACAUGUGUAUGUUUACCAUCUGCUUUAUGCACAUAGAUUUGUUUAUCAUAUAAACAAUCAAGCUAUUAUCAAGCAACUGGAGCUGCCUGUUAAAAAAAAAAAAAAAAAAAGUGUUAUUGUUGCAAACAAUGUCAUCGUGCCUAUAGUUAAAUCUUCACAUUUUAAUAUGUUAAUUUUUAGUGCCUAAACCCUUCAGUUUACAGAUUACAGUUACUACAGUAAAUUAAUGCAUUAACUUAAGCUGGUGUGUGGAUGUGGGAGCUUUUUUCAAUAGUCUGUGUGUGUUAGAAUGAAUGUAGAUGCAUUUAGUAUAUUGAAAUAACUCUAACACUCCAUAUGCAAUUGUGGUGUAUUGAUUUGACCUUCAGGAUCAUCAUAUCUGUGUUUUGUUUUCAGGUAGUGCAUAAGCUGACCUGUUCAUGAAAUCAUUUCAUAAUAGCAAUAACGCAUUCCACAUAGCAAAGUUCAGGGUGACUUGCAUUUCUUGGGUACCAGAAGUCACAGCCUAUGACUGCAUGCCUUAUAUUACCAUUCAAGAUACAGUAUUCUAACUGUCCUGAAAUGAACUGCCUGUUGUGUCACUGCAUUGAGAGAUUGAUAUUUGGUUAUAUACAUAUCAGUGAGUAAUACAUGGUGUGAAUACAUAUGUGUGUAGAAAAAUAUAACUGAGGAUCAUUCCACACAUCUAUGAGGAAAAAAAUCUUGUUGUGGGGCACACUGGCCUUUAUAUAUGUUUGAGUAAACAUGUUGCAUCUUCUUUUGAACUGUGACAGUACAGUUAUUAUAGCAUUGUCAUGGUUUAAAUAGUAAUAUUGCUACUAAUUGUCUGCUUUAGGAGAAUCCAAAUUAGGCAGAUAUUUAACAUUUUCAUAGUAG